GGGCACCCAGAGGGGAAGGUCCCAGGUUCAAACCUCUGCCCAGUGCUGAGUGGCUGAUCUCAGCCCCGCAUUAACAGUGUUACAGUAACAGCCGGGCUGGGUGGAGUGCCUCCUGUUUGUGUAAUUACCACUGUCAUUCAGAACAAACUUGUUAGAUUUAGCAAUUUAAUCCCAUUUCUGUAGAAUAUUUAUGUAAAAGAGAAUUUAUAAACACUUUGAUUUGCUUCUAAAUAAUGAAUAAUAAUCGCCAAGAGUAUAACUGUACAUACUGUCCCAACUCACUGUGGACUGCCCUCACAUGGGCAGGAGAUCAGGAGCAGGAGCAGGGAGUGAGGGGAGAUGGGAUGCUGGGUGAGGAGAUGGGGUAAUGGGUGAGGAUGUGGGAUAAUGGGUGAGGAGAUGGGGCAAUGGGUGAGGAGAUGAGGUAAUGGGUGAGGAGAUGGGGUAAUGGGUGAGGAGGUGGGGUAAUGGGAGAUGGGGUAAUGGGUGAAGAGAUGAGGUAAUGGGUGAGGAGAUGGGGUAAUGGGUGAGGAGAUGAGGUAAUGGGUGAAGAGAUGAGGUAAUGGGUGAGGAGAUGGAGUAAUGGGUAAGGAGAUGAGGUAAUGGGUGAGGAGAUGGAGUAAUGGGUGAGGAGAUGAGGUAAUGGGUGAAGAGAUGAGGUAAUGGGUGAGGAGAUGGGGUAAUAGGUAUGGAGAUGGAGUAAUGGGUGAGGAGAUGGAGUAAUGGGUGAGGAGAUGAGGUAAUGGGUGAAGAGAUGAGGUAAUGGGUGAGGAGAUGGAGUAAUGGGUAAGGAGAUGAGGUAAUGGGUGAGGAGAUGGAGUAAUGGGUGAGGAGAUGAGGUAAUGGGUGAAGAGAUGGGGUAAUGGGUGAGGAGAUGGAGUAAUGGGUGAGAACAUGGAGAUGGACAGUUAGCGAGUGUGUGUCAGGAGUUACUGUUUGGUGCGUGUAGUGGAAAUGUCUGCUCACAUCCAUGGAUUGAUGCUAACAUCUCUCUCAUUGCCUCUUUUUUUUCCGAUCACUGUGCAUGCGUGUGCUGCUCUGUCUCGAACUGCAUCCGGCGUCAAACAGGACGGUGAGCAAACUGUACUUUUCAGUAGUUUAGGGGAACUCAACACCAUCUCCCAGCGGACAUUCGGGGCGACCUUCACCAUCCGCCCAGGAACCAGGCACCCGGUCAGCCGGCGGACUCCCAGCCCCGGCAAAGCCACACUGGAAACAAGGACAGAGCUGGUCAGCUCCCCCCGGCCCCCCACCCUGCCCAGCCCCACCCAGACACCCCCCACCAUCCUCAAAUCCUCCAGCCUCAACAUCCCCCACGAGCCCAAGGAAGUGCGCUUUGUGAUGCGCAGCUGCAGUGCCCGGAGCCGCUCGCCCUCGCCCUCGGGAGCCCCCAUGCAUUCCUUGCUGCCCCCUAAACCCUUCUGUCAGAAGCCUGUGGCCAUGUGGAACAAGUACGAUGUGGCCGACUGGCUGGACAACCUGAACCUGUCCGAGCACAGGGACAGCUUCCUCCACAACGAGAUUGAGGGCUCCCAUCUGCCCGCUUUGACCAAGGAGGACUUUGUGGAGUUGGGAGUCACACGGGUCGGGCACAGGAUGAACAUGGAGCGGGCACUGAAGCGUCUAUUGGAGAGUUAGCUCACCCCGGGGGAGGGGGGAGGGAGGGGGUAAUC
Callorhinchus milii (elephant shark) is the source of this 1673-nucleotide messenger RNA. Its product is annotated as SH3 and multiple ankyrin repeat domains protein 3-like. Gene Ontology annotation, cellular component: postsynaptic density; dendritic spine; postsynaptic membrane. Bases 955 to 1638 code for a protein of 227 amino acids. The transcript has 3 exons. Lineage: Eukaryota; Metazoa; Chordata; Chondrichthyes; Chimaeriformes; Callorhinchidae. Gene Ontology annotation, molecular function: synaptic receptor adaptor activity; ionotropic glutamate receptor binding. The record is from RefSeq and is a predicted model, not a curated record.